Penicillium expansum is the source of this 1032-nucleotide messenger RNA. RefSeq names its product Short-chain dehydrogenase/reductase SDR. The transcript is spliced from 2 exons. The record is from RefSeq and is a predicted model, not a curated record. The coding region runs from base 1 to 1032 and encodes 343 amino acids. Gene Ontology annotation, biological process: secondary metabolic process. NCBI's taxonomy places the organism in Eukaryota, Fungi, Ascomycota, Eurotiomycetes, Eurotiales, Aspergillaceae.
AUGGUGUCUCUACCAGACGUCCAGUCCUCAAAUGCCCAAAUCGCCAGCACACUGCCAGCGGGUCUUGUGGCCGUCUUCGUAGGCGCAACAAAUGGCAUCGGCGAAGCAGCCUUGAAAGAGUUCGCACGCUCAACCCGAUCACCUCGCGCGUACUUCGUCGGCCGCUCGCAAGAAGCCGCAGCGCGCAUCACAGCCGAAUGCCGACAGCUGAACCCAGAGGGAGAAUUUGAAUUCAUCAAAGCAGAUGUCAGUUUGAUCAAAAACGUCGACGCGGUCUGUCGUGAAAUUCAAAGUAAAGAAAAGACCAUCAACAUCCUCUUCCUUAGCUGUGGAACUAUUCGGUCCGGAGAAGAUACAUCCGAAGGUCUCCAUAUCAUGUCUGCAACUGGAUACUACGCCCGAACAAGAUUCAUCAUCAACCUCCUCCCAAACCUCAAACAAGCGACGAGUCUACGACGCGUCGUCAGCGUUCUAGCUGGCGGCCAUGACGGUCCCAUUGAUGUAUCGGAUUUUCAAGGAAAGAAGAUGUCCAUGCUGAAGAUACGUGGGCAUCUUGUAUCCAUGACCGAUUUGGCUCUAGAAACACUAGCCAAGCAAGCGCCAGAAGUGACCUUUAUUAACGACUACCCCGGCGCAGUCAAGACGGGGAUCGGGCGCGAGUCGAAUACUUUUCUAGCCUGGAUUAUGAAUAUCGUACUCAUGAUUAUCGGGCCCUUGGUGUAUAUUCCGAUUAGGGAAUCCGGGGAGAGACAUCUUUUCUUCGCGACGAGUGCUAAGUAUCCUCCCCGUGCCCUUUUGAAUGCGACGGCGGAGGCUUCCUCUGGUGUGCCUUUGUCCGAGGGGGUUGAGGUUGCUAGUGGGACAGAUGGGAAGGUUGGGAGUGGGGUUUACAGUAUUCAUUGGAGUGGAGAGCAUGCUGGUCCUAAGGUUGUGAAGUUGCUGGCUGGACUUCGCGAGCAGGGGAUGGCGCAGAAGGUUUGGCAGCAUACGGUUGGUGAGUUUGAUAGAAUUACAGGGCCAGCGGAUGUCUGA